Molecule: messenger RNA, 408 nt
Organism: Linum tenue
Lineage: Eukaryota; Viridiplantae; Streptophyta; Magnoliopsida; Malpighiales; Linaceae
Source: the annotation of a GenBank genome assembly
UGUGCAAAAAACCCCAUUCAACGGCCUCUGCGCCGCCACCCUCCACUCCAAUUCCUCCUCCGCCGCCGACGUCAAGUCCCUCGCCUCCACCCUCACAAACUUCGUCCUCUCCAACGCCACGGACAAGCUGUCCUCAUCCAGGCCCAGCUAAAGCAUGAGAAGGACCCCAAGGCUGAGAAGACCCUGGCGAAUUUCGCCGAGCUCUACAUUCCCGUGGUGAAAUACAACCUGCCGCAGGCGAUCGAGGCCUUCUUCAGGGGCUACUACGACUUCACCAGGUACGCCCUUUACGACGCCGCCAACCAGGCCGGCGCGUGCGAGGACAAGUUAUCCGGUGCCGACGGCGGGGAUCUGAGCGCGAGGAACAAGGUGGUGGGCGUUGGGUCGGGUCUGGUCUGGUUAGGUUAG